Messenger RNA from Micromonas commoda, 1005 nucleotides. RefSeq lists its product with no specific name. The transcript has 2 exons. The record is from RefSeq and is a predicted model, not a curated record. Gene Ontology annotation, cellular component: nucleolus. Bases 1 to 1005 code for a protein of 334 amino acids. Lineage: Eukaryota; Viridiplantae; Chlorophyta; Mamiellophyceae; Mamiellales; Mamiellaceae. Gene Ontology annotation, biological process: ribosomal small subunit biogenesis; ribosomal large subunit biogenesis. Gene Ontology annotation, molecular function: RNA binding; DNA binding.
AUGGCGGUCAGCCUGGAAGAGCGCGUCGCCGGCCACAGCGACUUCUUCGACCGCCUCGUCGAGCUCAUACCCGCCCGAUACUACGUUCCAGACGAGGCGAACCCGGAGUGGUCCAAGUUCCAAAAGACCAAGAGCGCCAAGGCGGCUGCCAAGCAGGCGGCGAAGGAAAACUCCAAGAAGGCGCUGCGGGCCAAGCUCCAGCCCGGAAACGCGAUGACAUCGCUGGAGAAGAUGAGGCUCAAGGAGGGCGCAGAAGGCGGACCGGGCGCCGAGGGCGAGGAAGAUUCCGACGAGCCCGAGUCUGAAAACGAAUCCGACUUCGAAGAUGACGCUAAGAUCGAGGCGUCGCGGGUGGCUAGGAAGGCGGAGGAGACCGCGGAGAAGGCUGCAAAGGCGAGGGAGUGGCGGGAAAAGAAGAAGAAAACCAAGGCUGAGAAGAACGCGGAGAAGCGAAAGCGAAAGGCGGAGGCCGCGCACGGCUCCGACGCGCGGACCGCCGAUUCGGAUUCCGAGUCCGACGAGCCCAUCAGGGAUAAGGGCGCCAACGACAACUUCGACUUUGGACGCGUGGACAUGGGCGAGUUGGCCAUCGGCGCGCCCAAGAGGAAGCGGGCCAAGAAGGAGACUCUCCUGGCUCGCGCGCUCGAUCAGCGCAGGGAAAUCGCGAACGCGGGCGGCGAGGAGACGGUCGCGGGGCAGAGGGUGGCUGAGAAGUUCUCCUGGAGCGCGGCGCUCGCCAGGGCCGGCGGCGAGAAGGUCCUCGACGACCCGAAGCUCCUCAGCAAAUCGGUCCGGAACGAGCAAAAGCGCAAAAAGAAAUCCGCGGAGAAGUGGGAGAAGCGCGAGGCUUUCCAGAAGGAACAGAUGGCUGACCGUCAGAAGAAGCGCAAGGACAACCUCAAGUCGCGAGUCAAGGCUAAGAUCGAGAGGAAGAUCGACAAGCGGGAGAAGAAGCGGAACCGACCCGGGUUCGAGGGCAGGUCGCAGGGGCCCAUCAACAAGUGA